Molecule: messenger RNA, 3228 nt
Organism: Castor canadensis (American beaver)
Lineage: Eukaryota; Metazoa; Chordata; Mammalia; Rodentia; Castoridae
Source: RefSeq, a predicted model, not a curated record
GAAAGAACGCUUGGUAUAUGUUGGUAUCAGUAUUGAAAACAUCAUUCCUCCACAAGAGCCAGAUUUUUCUGAAGAUCAAGAAGAAAAGAAAAAAGAUUCCAAAAAAUCCAAAGCAAACUUGCUUGAAAGGAGGUCAACAAGAACACGGAAAUGUAUAAGCUACAGAUUUGAUGAGUUUGAUGAAGCAAUUGAUGAAGCUAUAGAAGAUGAUAUCAAAGAGGCUGAUGGAGGAGGAGUUGGCCGAGGAAAAGAUAUCUCCACCAUCACAGGUCACCGUGGAAAAGAUAUCUCUACUAUUUUGGAUGAGGAAAGAAAAGAAAAUAAACGACCCCAGAGGGCAGCUGCCGCUCGACGGAAGAAACGCCGGCGACUAAAUGAUCUAGACAGUGACAGCAAUCUAGAUGAAGAAGAGAGUGAGGAUGAAUUCAAGAUCAGUGACGGAUCCCAAGAUGAGUUUGUUGUGUCUGAUGACAACCCAGAUGAAAGUGAAGAAGAUCCACCAUCUAAUGAUGACAGUGACACUGAUUUUUGUAGCCGUAGACUGAGGCGGCACCCCUCUCGGCCAAUGAGGCAAAGUAGGCGUUUGCGGAGAAAGACUCCAAAGAAAAAAUAUUCUGAUGAUGAUGAAGAGGAGGAAUCUGAGGAGAAUAGUAGAGACUCUGAAAGUGAUUUUAGCGAUGAUUUUAGUGAUGAUUUUGUAGAAACUCGGCGAAGGAGGUCAAGGAGGAAUCAGAAAAGACAAAUUAACUACAAAGAAGAUUCAGAAAGUGAUGGUUCCCAGAAGAGUAUACGACGUGGCAAAGAAAUUAGGCGAGUUCACAAGCGCAGACUUUCCAGCUCAGAAAGUGAAGAGAGCUAUAUGUCCAAGAACUCUGAAGAUGAGGAGCUAGCUAAAGAAACAAAGCGGUCAGCUCGAAAGCGAGGCCGAAGCACUGAUGAGUAUUCAGAAGCAGAUGAGGAGGAGGAAGAGGAAGGCAAACCAUCUCGAAAACGGCUACACCGGAUUGAGACGGAUGAGGAGAGUUGUGACAAUACUCAUGGAGGUGUGGGUCAGCCUGCCCAUGACAGCCAGCCCAGGGUCCUGCCCUCAGAGCAAGAGAGUGCCAAGAAGCCCUACCGGAUAGAAAGUGACGAGGACGACUUUGAAAAUGUAGGCAAAGUGGGGAGCCCAUUGGACUAUAGCUUAGUGGACUUGCCUUCCACCAAUGGACAGAGUCCAGGCAAAGCCAUUGAGAACUUGAUUGGCAAGUCAACAGAGAAGGCCCAGACCCCCAAGGACAGCAGCACAGCUAGUGCAAGCCUAGCCCCCAAUGGGACAAGUGGAGGGCAGGAGGCAGGAGCACCAGAAGAGGAGGAAGAUGAGCUUUUGAGAGUGACUGAUCUUGUUGAUUAUGUCUGUAACAGUGAACAGUUAUAAAACUUUUUUUUUUCCAUUUUUGUGCUAAUUUAUUCCACGGUAGCUCUCACACCAGCGGGCCAGUUAUUAAAAGCUGUUUAAUUUUUCCUAGAAAACUCCACUACAGAAUGACUUUUUAGAAGAAAAAUUUCAACAAACCCUGAAGUCUUUCUGUGAAGUGACCAGUUUUGAACUUUGAAGAUAAAUAAUUGCUGUAAAUUCCUUUUGAUUUUCUUUUUCCAAGUUCAUGGUCCUUGGUAAUUUCAUUCAUGGAAAAAAAAUCUUAUUAUAAUAACAACAAAGAUUUGUAUAUUUUUGACUUUAUAUUUCCUGAGCUCUCCUGACUUUGUGAAAAGAGUGGAUAAGAAUGCAUUCCAAAUCUAUGAGGGCCCAAAACAGAAUUUAGAGGGUGGGAGAAAGCACUUGUGCUUUAGCUUUUUCAUAUUAAAUAUAUAUUAUAUUUAAACAUUCAUGGCAUAGAUGAUGAUUAACAGACUGUUUAAAAAUCCAAGUCUGUACUGUUGCAGUUUGAGAAUUGUAGAUAACAUCAUACAUAAGUCAUUUAGUAAUAGCCUUCGUGAAGUCAACUUGUUUUCUAUUGGAGUUACCACACUUUAAAUAAAGAAGAGACCAUGAAAGUACCAUCAUAAAAAUACUUAAGCCUAAGUUUCUGUUAUAGCGGAGUUUCUUGUCUGAAAAAAACAAAAUCAUCUGAAAAAGGUUUGUACAGUAAAAAGUAUAAUGAAGCUUUGACAACCAGAUUGUGCUAGUAACAAAUAUUUUAAAAUAGCUUUAUGCAGUGGUAAUAAGGUGGCCUCUAAUUUACUAUGUCUGGUGGAGAGUUAGUGAAAUGAGUGUGAUCUUUGAUAAAACCCAGGUGGACUAUAAACUCUGCUGGCAGUGUAACUCUUUGUCUUCUGGCCACUUGAUGUUUAAAUAUCUGAAAUGUCAUUUUGAGAAAAAUAACAUCUCUAUGUAACAUACAGGAAGAGAUGCUAAGUUGACAAUGGUAUUUUAGCACAUUUGAAGACUGGGAAGGGAUUUUCAGGUGAAUUUUAACUGGUCUAUUCUUGCCCUUAGUAUCUACUUCAAAUUGAAGUCUACAAACAAAGCAGUUCCUUUGGGAGGUUUUUAGUUUUGAGUUUUAGUGUGUAUGUCUGUGUGUGUACAUGUGUGUGUGUGUGUGUGUGUGUGUGUCUGCGUGUCUGCGUGUCUGCCUGGAUAUAUUAGCAGGGUUUGAAUGUAGUUUUGGCCUUUGGCCCUUAGACUUCUAUUAAAAUUUCAUUAAUAGUCACACAACCCAUAUAGAGUUGAAUGAGAAGCGCCAAUAUACUUAAUAAGCAUGACAUUCAUUUUAAACAUCUCAACACUUAAAGAUAAUCCCUUUGUUUCAAGAAAAGACGGUUUACAUAACUAAGUACCGUAAUUGACACUAAAAUAUGAGCUUCAUCUUAAUUUCUGUUACGGCUGUAAAAUUUCAGGCCAAGCCAUAACAUUGUACAGAGCGUAGCCCUUGUGAGUAAACCUUGUCUGUCAUAUGCUGAAGCCUUCAACUGUUAGUUCUGUGGGUGCUUCUGCCCUAGGAUUUGGGGUUUCUGUUUCAGUGUUGUGUCUGUUGCCGGCAAUGGACACAUCGUAUCUGCUGCUGGCCCAAGGAACUUCAUUUUUCUUUCCAAAUUAAGCCAUUAUAUGUGCUAGUCUGUGUAUAGUAACUCACUUCUUUUUUAUUAUUAAAAAGCUGACAUUAGACUUGCAUUAUAAAUACCUCUCUAGAAACUUUACUCUCCUACUUUUUCUUCCUUAACAGGUAUAGCCCUUAAAUCUUCUGGUCU